UGCGAAACGCGCAGAUAAGCCGUUAAUAAAAGAAAAGAAAAAUGUUGUUAACUUUUAGCUUCAGCAUAGUCUUUUACUGACUAUUGCAUUUUAAAACUUGUCCUUCGACCUUAGCACGGAGAGCUAUAAAUUGUAGAUUAAAUUUAUGUCAAUAUAUAACUUUGAAAACCAAUUUGCAGUGAGUUUACAAUGUCGUUAUCGCCUCAAAUUUUGCUGUCUAGUUUAUCCAGAGAACGGUGUAUCACAAAAUUAAAAGAACUUCCAGCAUUAAUAACACAAAAAUCAAAGCAAAAGAUGCAGGCUUCUGUUCUCGUCCCUGUUUGCGUUGAUGAUGGCAAAGUGUGUCUUCUCUAUACAUUGCGGUCUUCAAAUCUGAAGCAACAUAGUGGACAAGUGUCAUUUCCUGGUGGAAAAGCAGAUGAAGAUGAAUCCUGUAUUGAAACCGCUUUGAGGGAGACUGAAGAAGAGAUAGGUAUACCUCGAGACAGUAUAGAUGUAUGGGCGAUAAUGCCUCAAGUUCAGGGCAGGAAUAAAGAUAUGAGAAUAACACCAGUUGUUGGGGUCAUCAACAAUUUUGAUAUGAAAAAAUUAACCCCAAAUCUAGAUGAAGUAGAUGAAAUAUUUACUGUGUCUAUGGAAGAUUUUUGUAACAAAGACAAUCAUGGACAUGUUACAUUUGAAAACCAUCCUAUACCAGUGUAUAACACUGACAAACACAGAGUUUGGGGUAUCACUGGUAUGAUAACUCAUUUCUUUUUACAAAGUUUCCUUCCUGAAAAUGUAUAUCAACUUGAUUACAAUAGAAGAGAAUACACUUUUGAUGAACUGAUGCCUUCAAAGUUAUAGUUUUUGCAAAAAAAUUAAAUAUUUUAAUUUCGAAGUAUCUUACUAUAUAAAAUGUGUCAUAUACCAAGUUCCUGAGCAACCACAGGAAUAGGAUUGUAUAGAAAUGAGCUCAAAUGAGAUACUUCUGUUUGUAGGUGAUGUUAGUGGUGUUUUUGUUUUCUAAUACUUUUGUCAUAUUUGACAAAUUUUGUAUUUACAAUACCAAAUCAAUGUUCUAUAGAAAUAUGCUUUUGUUUUCAUAAAAAUUCUGUUUGUAUAAAUAGUAAAAUAGAUCUCUCUAUAUACUUAAUUAUCUUGGAAUAAAUCUUAGUCUUUUGACAGUGAAAUUAAAAUAUAUAUAUAUCUUACAUGGUACUGUGUAUACAAAAACUAAUUUACUUAAGUUUUCUUUUCAAUUCUUAUUGGGUAAGGACACUACAAACUAUAUAUCAGCAGAUAUAAUUUAUUUUAGGUGGUAAAGUGGGAACAAUGAAAAGCCAUUGCAUAAUUU
This is a messenger RNA of Diatraea saccharalis (sugarcane borer), 1336 nucleotides long. Lineage: Eukaryota; Metazoa; Arthropoda; Insecta; Lepidoptera; Crambidae. The record is from the annotation of a GenBank genome assembly.